Molecule: messenger RNA, 918 nt
Organism: Drechmeria coniospora
Lineage: Eukaryota; Fungi; Ascomycota; Sordariomycetes; Hypocreales; Ophiocordycipitaceae
Product: alanine racemase family protein
Exons: 3
Coding region: 1-918 (305 amino acids)
Cellular component (GO): intracellular anatomical structure
Molecular function (GO): pyridoxal phosphate binding
Source: RefSeq, a predicted model, not a curated record
AUGUACAUUACAUGGACACGAUCAUGCUCACAACUUCGUAACGACCAGUUUGUCCGUGGUAGGACUCGUGCUCCCUCGUACAACCUGCCAAAUCACCUAAGCACCUUACAUUGUUUGCAGCAAGAUAUGGGUGAGCCUACAGAGGAAAUGCGAAUCGACCCGUCCAGAGCUCAAGCGCUCGCCAGCCACCUCAGCUCCGUACGUGAGCGAGUCGCAGCCGUCGCCAACGGACGAAAUAUCCGCCUUGUUGCCGUCUCCAAGCUCAAACCUGCCAACGAUAUCCUCGCUCUCCAUCGUGCCCCCGCCAGCCAUGCCGAUUUCGGUGAAAAUUAUGCUCAAGAGCUGAGCCAGAAAGCUGACCUCCUGCCCCGUACGAUUCGAUGGCACUUCAUCGGCGGCCUGCAAUCCGGUCACUGUAAAUCCCUUGCCAAGAUCCCCAACCUCUUCUGCGUCUCCAGUGUCGAUAGCAUCAAAAAGGCCCAGCUUCUCAACCAGGCCCGUGCAAGCCUCCUCUCCGUCAACCCCUCCCUCCCUAAGCUCUCCGUCCACGUGCAGGUCAACACAUCUGGCGAGGAUGCCAAGUCCGGCUGCGCCCCGGGGCCAGACUCUGUCGCCUUGUGCCGCGAAAUUGUAGAAAACUGCCCCAGCCUGCACCUGCUCGGCCUCAUGACCAUUGGCGCCAUCGCCCGCAGCAAAGCCACGACGACGGAUAACGACAACGAGGACUUUGUGGCUCUCAGGGAGCAGCGGGACCUCGUCGUACGGGAGCUGGCGCUGGCCGACGAUUGUCUGGAGCUGAGCAUGGGUAUGAGCGAGGAUUUUGAGGGCGCUAUCACGCAGGGUAGCGGUGAGGUGAGAGUGGGCAGCAUCAUAUUCGGCCAGAGGCCAGCAAAAGCGGAUGCCCAAAUCAAAGAAUGA